Molecule: messenger RNA, 893 nt
Organism: Aspergillus campestris IBT 28561
Lineage: Eukaryota; Fungi; Ascomycota; Eurotiomycetes; Eurotiales; Aspergillaceae
Exons: 3
Coding region: 168-797 (209 amino acids)
Source: RefSeq, a predicted model, not a curated record
AGGCGGUUCCCUCGUCACGGGGUAUCCCCCAUACCUCCAUAGCCGUUUCCUCGGCCGAGUCCUAAGGUGUGCUUUGCGGCGGAGUGGCGGAAACCGCUUAGCAUGAUCGGGUCGCGAAAUGGUUUCGCUUAUUGCCACGCCGUGUCACAUGGCCAUGACCCGCCACCAUGACUCGAUCUCAACAUGCAGUCAUAUACUUUCACAAUGAGUUCCUGAGCGAUCUGAUGUUGAUCUUCCGAGAGUGCCUAGCACAGACAGCACGGACGGGUUUCGUACACCCCCCCCCCGCCUCACUAAUCAGAUGGCGGGCCGUCUUGGCUGCGAUGACCCCGCCGUCGGUAUUGGCUCGGGAGACGGAUAGAGGGAUAGAUACUCGGGACGAUCGUGUCUGGGUAGCUGGUGACGGACGUUUCGUUUCGUCUUUAUUAUGUCGUGUUUGGCAUCUUUUGGACGUUUUGAGAACUCUUACUCUCUUUUCUCUUCUUCGAUCUGACUUUGCAUACAUCCGUGGUUGUCUCGAUCAUCGCGUAUGUGGUUAUGUUUCAACGGUACAUAACACCUCUUUAACGGCAAAUGCACGCUUCCGUCCGCCAGACUUAACUAACCCUAACCAUCCUCCUAUUCACAGGCAACACAAAACUACUAACCUACACGCGAUUCAACCCCGGGCACUGACCGGUUGUAAAGGGGACCAGAAGAUAAGUAGAAGAUUCUGUCAUCGCAGGACAUUGCUUAUCGUCGGAUACACCCGGUGGGAUAGUUCUGGAUACCUCGUGUUUUGCUCUAAUGAUAAGUGAUACCGCACUCAAGUUCUACUUUGGAGGGGUUGCCAUUGUAUGUGAAGCGGUUAGUGUGAGGCGUUCUCUUUUACCGUAGGUGUCUCACAUUUCAAG